Molecule: messenger RNA, 3143 nt
Organism: Monopterus albus (swamp eel)
Lineage: Eukaryota; Metazoa; Chordata; Actinopteri; Synbranchiformes; Synbranchidae
Gene: g2e3
Product: G2/M-phase specific E3 ubiquitin protein ligase
Exons: 17
Coding region: 226-2451 (741 amino acids)
Cellular component (GO): nucleus
Molecular function (GO): ubiquitin-protein transferase activity
Source: RefSeq, a predicted model, not a curated record
AAUCUCGACGAAGAAGAGUUAGCGGAAGCGGAAACGUGGCUCUUUUGUUUUGAAGAGGGAAAUUUUAAACUCGACGGAGUUCAUCAGAAUUAUACACAAGCCAACCGUCAUGAAACAACAGAUGAAAAAGAAGUAGUAGUAUUAAACACAAGAACAACACGAUAAUACAGUGGCUGCAAAUUGAGAUUUCUCACCAUCCGAAUGUAAAGGUCUCAUCACACCGACAUGAAGAAGAAGGUGAGGAGGUCACCGGUCACAGAUGCUGGCAGCAUCCAGGAGGACUGCUGUGCUCUGUGCCGACUCAGUGAUGACGACCCAGCGAUGUUGGGGGAAAAAGUGACACUCAAAGAACACAAAUUCUCUGUCCACUACUUCUGUCUGCUGACGUCUUCUGGAGUUUAUCAGCGUGGAGAGGAGGAUGAGGGCGUGUUUGGUUUCUUGGUGGAUGACAUCAAACAGGAGAUCCGCCGGUCAGCGCGACUGACGUGUUACAGCUGUAAGAAGAAGGGCGCCUGUGUCGGUUGUAGCAUCAGAAGCUGUAGAAAGAUGGUCCACUUCCCCUGCGGGAGAAAACAGGAGUUUAUCUUCCAGUUUACCGGACUCUUCCCGUCAUACUGCCUGGACCACAGUCCCACUCAGUCUCUGUCCGUGAGCUCUGACUUCAGCCUGCCUCAGUCCUGCUCCGUCUGUCUGGACUCCAUCGAGCCUGUCCUGUCCUACUCCGUCCUCAAGUGUCCGUCCUGCCACGCCAGCUGGUUCCACAGAGACUGUGUACAGCGUCAGGCCCACAGUGCAGGGCUGUUCUUCUUCAGAUGUACUCUCUGCAACAACAAGGAGAACUUCCAGGAGGAGAUGCUGAGGAUGGGAAUAUACAUCCCAGAGAGAGAUGCCUCGUGGGAGUUGGAGCCCAACGCGUAUGCAGAGCUGCUGGAGGUCUACAAGCGCUGUGAUGCUCUCACCUGCCUCUGCAGCAAUGGACGCACGUACUCAGCCAAGAUCGGGUGGUUUCAGGUGAUUUGCUGCCAGCUGUGUGGCUCCAGAGGGACUCACAGGAAGUGUUCAGAGCUGAAGCUGGACACCAGAAACUGGGCCUGCACCGACUGCACACAGGCUACUGAUGGCAAAGCCUCCCUGGUUGCGUCUCCUCAGGGGGUUCAGAGGAGGUCUCUGCUGUCCAAACGCCACCUCUCUCCUAACCACCCCUCCAUCAGCGGCAAGAGACCAUCAUUACCUGUUGGAUCAGGAUCACCUGAGGAGCUCCUGCAGGCUUUGGCCCUUCAGCUCCGUCCCCUCAGUGUUCAGGUGGAGGUGAGCAGGAAUCUGGCUCUGUCAGCCGGCCUGGACAUGGUCAGGAGGUCCGACUUCGACCCCACACACACUCUGUCUGUCAGGUUCAAAGACGAGCAGCAGACUGCAUUUCCCAGCAUCCCCUGGGACAGCGACACAGCCAGGCAACACUUCUUGAAGCUGCUGGUGCAGCAGAUCCAGGACUCUGUGGUGUUUGAGGGUCCACAGGGAUUCAAAAACCUGGCGCUCAACUCCCAGGCUCUGCGUGAGGACCUGUACUUUGAUGUGGGCUGCCUGCUGGCACUGUCUCUGGUCCACGGUGGUCCACGUCUUGGCUUCUUCUCUCACGCUCUCUACCAGUGUCUCUUCAACUACCCGCCCAACUGCCCGCUCACCUUCGCCCACAUGACUCCCGACACACACCUCACCCGCCAAGUCAGCCAGAUUGCAGAGGCCAAAUCUUUAGACAGCCUGAGAGAAGCCAUGAUGGCGAGCUGGGAGUACCUGGAGCUGGCCGGCUGCAACCGACCAGUGAGCAGCCUGGAGGACAGGGACACCCUGGUGGAGGAUGUGGUCGGCUUCACAAUGAUCACCAGGAUGCAGCUGCCUCUGCAGAGGUUUCGGGAAGGCCUGCAGACUCUGGGUGUCUUUGAUCAGGUGCAGCUCUUCCCGUCCGCCUUCUAUAGCGUUUUCUGUGAAGCAGCAGAUUGUCUCACGGCUCAGACGAUUGGUCGACUCUUCGUCAUCAACUUCUCUGAGCAGGAGGAGAGAGUGAACAGAGAGACGCCCGUUGUCACCUUCUGGAGACACUUCCUGCUCGAGUGUGAAGUUGGGCGGACCUCCAUCUCCCUCCAGGACCUCCUUCGCUUCGCGACAGGGGCUGAGGAGCUCCCAGCAGCCGGCCUCCUCCCUCCUCCCUCCAUCUCCUUCCUCCACCCCAUCAGCUCCUCCCCACCAAGAGUCGAGCAGCAGCAGGAGGAGGGUGGAGAGAGGGAGAUGGACAGACCUGGGUCAGAGGAGUGGAGGGACGGGGGGAUGUUCCCUCAGAGUGAGCCCAGCUCCAAACACCUCCUCCUGCCUGUCAUCUCCACCUACCAGGCCUUCAAAAGCUCCAUGGAGCAGUCUGUCAGCCACCAUGUGCACCUCAUCUCUAUGGAGAGUUAGCGGAGGAGAGAGGAGGAUUCUUUCCGAUCAGAAAACCUGCAGGAGGUUUUUAGUGAUCCAUGUUUAAAGAUGAACUUUGAAACCUUUCACACAGCUUGUUACGGGAUGUGUUCAGAACAAUGAAGCUAAGACCUUUUCCCUUAUGUUUAUCUCCAGAAAGCAUUAAACACUUCUUCAUUUUCGUUUUGAAGGCCUUUUCUCUGCCCAUAUGAUGACAUGAUCUUGCUAUUCUUUGUUUUCACCUUUAAAAACUCUGGUGCUGAUCCUAUAACUCUUCUGUAAGAGAUAUUUUAGGUUUUACUGUGCAUACUCUUUUAAAGCUUCAUUUUGUGUCUGUUGCUUAUGUUUGUUGUUUUAUGAACAAAGUGUGAAAGGUACGAGUCAAAUCUGUAACAGAUCAGUGUUUUUCUCCUGCUUAAAACUUUGACAGAAAUUAGAAAAACCCUUAAAGUGUCAGAAUUACUUUGUAAUGUGUACUUUAAAACUACUUUACAAGUGGCUAAUUCAGUUCUCCAUGUUUUGGGUUGAUUGAUGGAUAAAUUAGCAUAUCAUCAUAUCAUGCUUAAGGACUUAUGAAUGGGUUAUUUUCAGGUCAUAACUUUGAAUUACACCAAACUUGGACCAAUUACCUUUUAAUCCUUUAUUUUAAAAUAAAAAUAUUAAACUCAACACAUUGACAAAAAAACAGUGGC